This is a messenger RNA of Perkinsus marinus ATCC 50983, 3931 nucleotides long. RefSeq lists its product as hypothetical. The coding region runs from base 53 to 3931 and encodes 1292 amino acids. The transcript is spliced from 35 exons. The record is from RefSeq and is a predicted model, not a curated record. Lineage: Eukaryota; Perkinsozoa; Perkinsida; Perkinsidae.
GUACAUUAGAUUUGUUCCGGCUUGUUGUCGUUGUUGCUCCCUCGAGGCCAACAUGCUUCCGGGCCAUCGUGAACUCCGUACUCGCCAAUGUGAGCCGACAAAGCUCCUAUCUGUCAUAAACUCGGAGAAAGAUUUACGCGAGGUGGAGUCCGAGAGCGACAAGAAGGUCUUCACCGCAGCAGAGCUCAUUGAAGCGGGUCUGCAAGAGCCCCCGCCGGCUAUGUUUUACGAGCCGGGAUCGGAAGAGUUGGCGGAGUUUCUGGGAAAUCAAGCAGAUGGAACACCGUCUGAUAACGUCCCUGGUAAACGACACCAUUCGAAUGAGAGGCAGAUCAUCACGCCAUACUCGGCCGUUGAGGAGAUAGACCUAUCAUCAUGGGGAAUAAAUACAAAGCCGAGAGCACUGCUCAUAGGGAGUCAAUGGGACACAGCAGCCACGUCAGUUGAAGAGCGUUGUCGGCGGCAACCGCGAUGGUUGAACCAAGAAGUUGGAUCCGCGACGGUUAUAGACGAGGCUGGGCUCGAUGAACUUGACAUCAGAGCGCCGUUCUUACAUUACGAUGCUACCCAAGACGAUCUUGAUUUCAUUACCACUUGGAAUGCCUCUAAUGAGCCUUCUAUCACUGUCGAUGAGCUCCUUAUCGCUUUUGAUAGCUGGGAGAAGAGAACUCUGGACGCGCCUCCGAUUGACCAGACUGCUGCUAUGCAGUGUCUCGAGAGUAGGGUCAUAGGAACUGAUUCGGACCUGCCGGCCCCCAAGGUCCUCAAUGCACUCUACCAACGCUGGAAGGACGCCCGGGUUGCCAACGAGGGCAAGCCCUUACUGCGGCAGCUUUGGGCUGUUGGGCAAAAGCACACCGAUCCACCGCCUCCCUCUAGGGGCCAUCGUGCUAUGUGGAUUAUUCAGAAUCGAAUAGCAUCUGGUGCGGGAGGCAGUUCAGCUCAGAAAAUGAAGUUACGAAGACCCAGACGGAACACGCGUGAACUGAUGACUAAGUUGGAUUUGGUGGUGGACGACUGGAAUAAGAUGCGUAAUCUUAUAAGUCUGGUCAGUGAGCGUGAGGAGCUCAGAAGGUGGCUGAGUGAGGUUAGUGUAUCGGCGCAAAGGACGGUUCGAGAGGGCCGCGGGGGCAGCGAGAGAGGCGGCGAUUGGGGAAUUCUGCGGAAUCAGAUCAGGGGGUACUAUGCUACGCACGAGAUCGAGCGACAAAUUCGGACGAGGACGGAGCAUUUCGAUGCGAUGGACGCACUGCAUGGGCGGAAGCGGAAGUCAACGGCAAUUACAUCCGAUACUUCAGAGAGCGAAAUGUCAACUACGGAGUCACCAGCCCCGACCACGACGGCUCCUAGUAGUAAAAAGGGGGCAGCAGCGCUUGACAGGCUGCCCUCACCUGAGCUCAACCCCAACGUUGAUUACAUCAUUAAGAUAAGGCGUCGUAUAGGCAGGGACAGGCGAGAAUAUCUAGACAGGGCUAUCAUCCCUAGGGAGCUCGCUCAAGCCACGGAGCAAAGUGACGGGCCAGUGAUAGUCGAUCCAGUAUCGGGAAUGCCUUAUGAUCCAGACCCAUCAGUGUUGGGGUAUACCCCUCCACCCUGGUUUGGCCCGGGGGUUGGAGCUCCGGGCAUGACCGUAUGCCCCCCAGGGGCACUAGGGUUGUCCCCGUCCUGUGCGUCCGGAGAUCUGCAACGAGUUGUGGAUUUCUAUAGGGAAAUUGACAGACCGGAACUGUCUGGACUAGGGAACGCCGAGAUGAACACUUCCGCGAUUGCAUAUGAUUAUCUUGAUCGUCUUUAUGAAGUGACCAAGCUGAAUCAUGAGACCGUCUGCGGUGGUACCUUGGGCACGCAGACUGCGGCUGAUCUACGGUUGCGCAAUACGAGCAACUACCUAAGUGGGGGACAUCGCACACAAGAGCUCCUGGCUGAAGAAUGUGAGAGGAUUCAUCAAUGGAUAACGGACGCUUGGCGUGCAUCUCGUAUAUUGAAAAAUAAGGCGCGUAUAGGAGAGCCCUUGGGGUGGUCCGGUCGACCACAGAACGCAGCAAAUGCACAACCACAUUUAACGCAAGGUGGGGGGAAAGAGGUGAUUGGAACACUUCAUCGUUGGGGUCGCUCACUUGGCCGAAGAUGGCGGUAUGUAUGGCCCUCGCGGGCUUGGCUGGGGGGACGGCAGCUUGCUGUUGUUGUAUGCGACGGAGCUCGAGACAGCACGGCGUUCAACGGCAGAGCAGGGCACAGGAGCAUUGCUACUUCCGCCGAUACGAUCCAGUGGGAGAGCCAUGACCUACAGGGCAAGGGCAUGCCUUCUAUUGUCAUCUCUAUGUUGACCACCCAUGGUGCCUCUAUCUGUCUGGGUACCCUGGCCCGGGGAUGGCCUGCUGUAGCACGUCUAGCUACUACCACUACUACCCGCAGCAUUAUCACGGAUACUCACGAACGGAUGACGGCUAUACAAACCAUGAAGGACCCGGGCGAGCUGCUAGCAUACUACGCGAGUCAUGCGGAUAUGGACGCCCGUUCACUGGAGUCGACACUGCGCGCCUUGGGCCGUGCCACCAACCAGAGCCUGGUUCAGAGUGUCAUCAACGACGAACGCUUUCACAGGCUGCUUACCUCGAUAACUACCAAGCUGGAGAGUCUCGAUGCGAGAUCCAUCGCGCGUAUGGCUAACGCCCUUGGACUGUUCCCCAGCAGGAGCAGUCCAGAGAUGUUGGAGUGCGCACAGACCAUAUGCGAAGUGGCAGUUAAAAGAACGAACGCAUUCAGUCCGUCCUCGUUAGCAUCACUUGCGUUGGGCCUGGCAGUGCGAGGAGUGCAGACCCCCAAGUUGGUCGAGUUUGUGAGGAUGGAGACUAUGAAGAGUUUACAAGAUUUCGAUCCGGGCCAGAUGUGCAACAUUUUGGAGGCUUAUCGUCGGUGGAACGUCUUCAAUAGAGAGCUGGUCGAUAACGUGGUCGAACGAAUGACUGAUGAAGUCGACAGGUUUACUGGUAGGGACGUGGUGCUUGCCCUAAACGUGAUGUCCAAAUUGGCUUUGGCGAGAGGAUUCCUCCUGCGCCGACUCACGGGUCUCGCCUUCGACAAUCUGCCUCAAUUCACCGCCUCGCAACUGGUUCAGAUUAUGUCUAGUUUGGCCAAGUUACGGUUCCUCACGACGCCGGCUGCCGACGACAUAGUUGAUGCUAUUGGAAAGAGCAAGCAUAACCUGCCUACCACUCAAGUCAGCGAAGUCCUCUUCGCGUUAGCGCUGUCGGGCUAUGAGGGCUCAGAGACGACGAUGCAAAAGUUCAUCACGCAGUACAUGAAGGCAUUGGACUCUUCCUAUGUGACGCUGUCCUCGCUUACGGACGUAGCCUGGGCCCUGUGCUUUUCCCUUACUGAUGAUACAAGCGCUCUGGCAGAGGUCGUCAGGAGAAUCUAUGAGAUGCCGGCUCCUAAGAGUAGGGCGAUACUGUUGAAAAUGCACGAGGUGCAUAAUUCGUUGAUUCAUGAGUAUCCAGGAAUAGCCAAGAAGCAUCAAGUGCCGACAGCGUGGCUCACCUCGAUGGAGGAGAACGACAAGAUGGACCAGGAUAAGACCGACUCGUCCCGUCUCCACGCUGAGGUGUUGACCCUCCUUGACAAUGUCAAAGGAACCCAUGGUGUCCGCUCUCGGCUGUCCGUUGAGAGGAACGUUCCGAUUGGUCCGUAUCAUGUGGAUUUCUUUGAUGCGGCUACAGGACUGGUCAUCGAUAUAGACACUCCCAGCAGGCCGACCUCUAGGAAAAUGAGGCAUCGUCACAUCAAGCUGUUGCCUAAUACGACGUAUAAGACUAUGACUAUAAACUACUGGGAUUGGAGACGACAUAGUAGGAAAGAGGAGGAACAGAUGGGCUAUUUGAAGGCUCUAGUGAAGGAGGCUUUAGAAGGCCCGACAACUGAGCAAUUGUAG